AUGUGUUUGGUUAAAUCGAGUGGCGUUAUCUAUCUAUCUAUCUAUCUAUCUAUCUAUCUAUCUAUCUAUCUAUCUAUCUAUCAAUUUCUAUCUAUCUCUCUAUCUAUCUCUCUAUCUAUCUAUUUCUAUCUAUCUAUCUAUCUAUCUAUAUAUAUAUAUAUAUAUAUAUAUUCUGUUCAAAUCUAUCUAUCUAUCUAUUUAUCUAUCUAUGCCUGUUUAUAUCUAUAUCUAUACAGUAGUCCACCGCUACUGCGCGGGACUUUGAGUCCAAGAUGGCCGACGAGCGUUGGAACUGAAUUGCGAAAUAGAAAGUUUAUAGAUAGAUCUAUCUAUCUAUCUAUCUAUAUAUCUAUCUAUCUAUCUAAAUUUCUUGAUAUCUGUAUAAUUCUUCAAUCUAUUCAUAUCUGUCUAUCUAUCAAACUAUCUAUCGUUGUUCCUCUCUUUACUUAUGUCAGUCUGUUCAUAUCUAUCUAUCUAUCUAUCUAUCUAUCUAUCUAUCUAUCUAUCACUUUCUUUGGUAUAUUUCGGAACCUUCUAUUCUAUCUAUCUAUCUAUCUAUCUAUCUAUCUAUCUGCCUGCUCUUAUCUAUCUCAAUCUUUUCAUAUCUAUCUAUCUAUCUAUCUAUCUAUCUAUCUAUCUAUCUAUCUGCCUGUCGUCUGUAUGUAUGUCUGUCUGUUCUUAUCUAUCUAUCUAUCUAUCUAUCUAUCUCUUCAAAAUAUAUUAGAUUCCUUCACAUGCUUCUGCAUGAUUUUCUCCCUCUUUCCUUUUUCUCCCAAUUUUCAUUUCUCUUUCAUGCAAUAUAUCGCCUCUCUUUUCUGUUUCUCUAUUUCUCUCUCACUCUUUCUCUCUCAGACACAAAUACUCCAAUCUUUACCUCCCAUUCUCAUGACAGAUCCCCUGCACAUUCCCAGCUCCGUCUCUACAAGUCAUCCCAACCUAUACACGAUCCGUUUAAUUGUCUGUUUUUACCUAAUCUAUCUAUCUAUCUAUCUAUCUAUCUAUCUAUCUUCUGUCUCUGAUCAUAUGUAUCUAUGA
Molecule: messenger RNA, 1035 nt
Organism: Acanthosepion pharaonis
Lineage: Eukaryota; Metazoa; Mollusca; Cephalopoda; Sepiida; Sepiidae
Source: the annotation of a GenBank genome assembly